Molecule: messenger RNA, 2297 nt
Organism: Larimichthys crocea (large yellow croaker)
Lineage: Eukaryota; Metazoa; Chordata; Actinopteri; Sciaenidae
Exons: 14
Coding region: 116-1048 (310 amino acids)
Source: RefSeq, a predicted model, not a curated record
UGUCGGUGCUAAGGCUCAGGCUACUUGCUGGAGUAGUAAACUGGGUUCCAUUACUGCUGUGACUGAUGUUUUCCAGCGCCGACAAAGGCUGAGAGGAGGAGGGGGGACUGAAAAGAUGGAAAGUGAAAGUAAAGUGAUCAGACGCGAGAAGUGUCGAAAACGGUUAGCCACCAGCUCCGUGAAGAGCGCAGCAAGUGUGAGUGUGGAUGGACACGGCCUCACCAUGACAUCAUGUAAACAGAGCACCUUUAUACUUUUUAUCCUGAGCUGGAUCGACGUUUCAGAAGCGGGAUGUCAUAACUAUUUCACAGACACGGAUUGGGAAGAAUAUCUGCGAGAACCAGUCGACUACGUACACCUUCCAAAUAAGAAUGACAGCAUCAGAUGUACUCUACAGAUAAAUUCAAUCCCAGAUGAAGAAAAUGACACAUUUAAAUCCAUUCUUCAACAAUGCUAUAAAGAAGAAAAAAAACACAACAAUACAAUGUGUCGUGAGCACACAAUUUAUAAAAUCUCUUACUACCACUUCAUGUGCUGGACAGCCAGUGCCCUGAAUGUCCAAUCUAGUGACUGCUAUCCCGGAGACGUAUGUCUCGACCGAGGUUCAGCAACAACAAUACCACCACCAACAACAACAGUGCCAGGAAGAACAUCAACAGCACCACCACCAACAACAACAGUGCCAGGAAGAACAUCAACAGCACCACCACCAACAGUUAACGCACUUUACAGCAGAGAAGAUCCUGGGAAUUCAGACAAAUCGGCUGUGUCUUUAUUAAGUAUAUCGCUGAUACUCAACGGGGUCCUGCUGCUGUUGGUCAUUUACCUGUGCCAGAGGAGGAAGAAGUUAACUGUAGAAAUUUUAAGUGAGCCCACAUCGCCACAAGCUCGGCUCACGGCAAACGAGCCAAACUCCACUAUACCACUACAAAACCAUGAGUCGUCCUAUUUAAUACACGAAAACAAAAGGGCCCCUGUGUGUAGCUCCACCAACACACAUUCACUUCUCAAUGGAAACGACUGUGCUGUCAAUGAAAUACUUCCUUAACCUACAUGCGUGCAGCGCGUAUUCGGGAAGCUAUGGGACGUAGCAAAGCAUUGGGGUGGAGUAGGACAACUCUAAGACUGCUUGGUAACUGCUAACACUAACCUGAAUGGUGAAGAGGAGCGGCGCUAUACAAGCUGCAGCCUGCCGGCUCACCCACGCUGUAAUCUCUGUUCAAGACAGAGUAUUGCAUUACCCCAGCACCAUCACAAAGAAAAGUGAAAGGCACUGAGCCUGACACUGAUCUGUCUUGCAUGCUUCAGAAUAACACACUAUUGUUAUUGUUAUUGUGAUGUUGGUUGCAGGACUGAUAAUUAUUACUGCAACCCCAAAUUGGUAUUGGUCCUGAGUGGCCAAUAUAUAUUUAUCAAUAUGGAUGUAAAAAUGUCUGUCUAUAAAUGUACAUCCUCAGUACAGUCCUCUGGGCAUUGGACCCAAACAAAAGCACUCCUGUUUUUUGGUAGUUUAUUUUUUUCAGUACUUGUGUGGUCGUACAACAAAGUGAAAUUGUAAUAUUUUGUUGAGUUUCCCAGAGACAUUAAAUGUUUAUCUGUAUUAAAAGAUUGACUAUGAACCAUAAGUGAGUUAGCUUGCUUGGUUGAGAUACAACACUGUAGAUGAUGUGAAAAGUCCUGAAGUUCUUUUUAUAUUGUAAAUAGAGAAUUCACUAUGUACUCAUUCAAAAGUGAAUGGUUCUAAAGAAUAUAGAGAGAUAGUACUUUAUUGAUCCAGAAAGGAAAUUCUUUUGAGCUAUAGCCAUAAUUGACCGUUGACCAACUGUUGAUAAUAACUUUUAAUAACUAUAAAGCAACACCAUCCACUCUUCAUUGUAUUUGGUCUGUUUAGUGAUUUUCAAAGUCACUUAAUUCAGGUUUAACCAUUUUGCAACUGUCAUGUGAUGCCUCUUUUUUAUUUUUUUUAUUUAUAUUUAUAUUUUUAUAUGACCAAAAUGAUGACUAAAUUACUUACCGAUUUUGUUCAAAAUUGGCCAGUUAGAUAGCUCCCACUCUGAACCUCCAUCCACUGAGGUUUACCUCAAUGUCAGCAUGCCAGGAGUGAUGACAUAAAUAGAGCUAAGAGGAAGAGCUAAGCUAUGCCUGCUGCAUGUGUAUUAUUUAACUCCUCUGGCAUUAUAUGUAUAUAUGCAUUUAUGUAUGUGUGUACUGUGUAAAAAUGUGAACUUGUUCUUGCUGAUUGUAAUACAUUCUUAGCGUACGAUUGUUGUUGUGAUUAAAGCUUCUUUCAAACUGUU